CUUUCUUCCACUUUAGAUCUCUCCUUAGUGCCCUGCACACCACAGACCCUUUCAAUAUAUAGAUUCACCCAUUUAUGACUGCCUUCAACUUUGGGUUUUCUCUUUAAAUCUCAAUUCAUGCACUUUUUACUCAGAUCUCUAGUUUGCUUCCUAUCUUCAGUACAUAUGAUGGCUGCUUGUGAAAGCAAUGGGAAAUGGACCAGGGAAGAGAACAAGAGGUUUGAGGAUGCCCUUGCCUUGUUUGACAAAGAAACCCCAGACAGGUGGUACAAUGUGGCAUCCAUGAUACCUGGAAAAACAGUCAAUGAUGUCAUGAGACAGUAUAGAGAAUUGGUUUCUGAUAUCAUUGAUAUAGAGUCAGGCCUUGUUCCAGUGCCUGAAGAGUAUUCAGCAGCCAAUUCUUUUACAUUGGAGUGGGUGGAAGAUGACUACCAGGGGUAUUAUGGUCAUCAUGCCCACAGGCAAUUCUUUGGUCCAGGUGGGAAGAGGAGUAGCAGCUCAAGCCGCUCUUCUGACCAUGACAGGAAAAAGGGAGUGCCUUGGACUGAGGAAGAACACAGGCAAUUUCUGCUGGGGCUGAAGAAGUAUGGUAAAGGAGAUUGGCGAAAUAUAUCUCGCAAUUUCGUGACAACAAGAACUCCAACUCAAGUUGCUAGUCAUGCUCAGAAGUACUUCAUCAGGCAGCUUUCAGGAGGGAAAGACAGAAGGAGAUCAAGCAUACAUGACAUAACCACAGUCAACCUGUCAGAAAACAAGUCCACUACUUCCACAGACAACAAUAGUUCUCCAGACAACAAACCUGCUCAAGUAAUUAAUCACCUGGAACUGCCUUUAAAUGGAACUAUUAAUAAUGUAAAAGCUACUGAUGAGGCGUUUGACCUGUCAAACCAAGGAUUGGGAACGACACUUUAUUCGCAAUGUGGCGACUUGAUUGUUGCACCUUUCGAAGGAGCUUCCUGGUAUGGACUAAACCUGCAUGAACAAACUAUGGACCUGAUAUGAUGAUGAUGGAAUCUGUCAUUUUUUUCAUCCUACCACAAUUUGGGUAGGAAAUUCUUGUAUCUGCAACUUAGUUUGUGUGUAGCUUUUACUGUUCUUUUUUAAUAGCUUUUCGGUCGAUAUAUAGAUGGGACCUGUGGAACAUGCUGAACUUGGACAGAAGGAGACACACCUGAUGUCCAAUGUUGAAAAAUUUUCAGCAAUUCCAGGUUAUUUGCGAUCAGAAGCUGUGUUAUGUGUUGUUUUUUUGCUGUAAAUGAAACUCAUAAAUAAUCAAGUUUCUUUUUUUUGGUUCUUAA
Molecule: messenger RNA, 1298 nt
Organism: Cuscuta epithymum
Lineage: Eukaryota; Viridiplantae; Streptophyta; Magnoliopsida; Solanales; Convolvulaceae
Source: the annotation of a GenBank genome assembly